Molecule: messenger RNA, 1691 nt
Organism: Ictidomys tridecemlineatus (thirteen-lined ground squirrel)
Lineage: Eukaryota; Metazoa; Chordata; Mammalia; Rodentia; Sciuridae
Source: RefSeq, a predicted model, not a curated record
GUGUGAUGUCUUGAUCAAUCACAUGAUUUUUCUGGCCUCUUAAGCUGCUUCCAAUUUGUCACUUGCAUCUUCAGAGUUUUGUUAAUAUCCAGCUGCCUUCAGGCUGCAGCACGCACAGGACUGGAGGACAUCAGAUAACCAAGGAGUGAGCAGAGAGGCUACUUGAGGCGCCCAACGCCCCCCUCUCCACACACUUGGGCCCCCUCCCCCAUCACCUCUGGAGUGUUACCUCACAGGCCGUGGGUUCCGCAGUAUCCUGGAGUUUAAGGUCCUAGAGUCUGAAGGAUCCUCAGGAGACUGUCUUCUCCCUGAUGGUGUGCAGAUGGCAAAAAUGAGUGCAGUUGUGAUCCUCUUUUCUGUUCUCCUCCUGGACGGCGGGCUGGGUGGAGAGCCCCAUCCUUUCCCCCUGAUGGAAGAUUUGAAUAAUACAUUUUCUUCAAGUUCAAAAAAUCUAGAAAAAGAUUUUGCUAACAUAUUUGAUGAGAUUCUCCUGCAGGUGCUUUCCAAAGACCCAUACUACACCAGUUUGGUUGAAGGAGGGACCGCAAUCACCAGGAGCCUCUUGAAUGAAAAUGAUCUCCAGGAAAGCAACUUGAAAACUCCUGAAUUUACAUCAAGUUCAAAUGAGAAAGAUAAGCAUUUGGCUAAAUUAUUUGAUGAGAUUCUCCUGCAGGUGCUUUCCAAAGACCCAUACUACACCAGUUUGGUUGAAGGAGGGACCGCAGUCACCGGGAGCCACUUGAAUGAAAGAGCCCGUGAUGUCUGGAAUUCUCCCAAACCAGAAUAUUUUCCUGGCACUGUGUAUCAAAUCUCAGAAAACGAUCUCAUUGCAGGAAAGAAGAAGGAUAAACAAUCCUCUCUGUUCCACAGAGCUGUCACUGAGCUGUCACUGACUACUGUAGAUACGGAGAGUCUUCAUGGAACAGUUAGUCAAGACGCUCGCAACAGGAACCUGCCGUGCGGGCCACUUCUGCACUUCCUGCAAAAGAACAUCAUCGUUGCGGCCCUCGCAGCGGUGGCGAUCCUCGCGGUCAUCGUGCUGUUGCUGUUCAUGUUGGCCACGUACAUCAGGAGGAAACAGCCUAUACAUCCUCCAGCCCAUAUGACGUACAACAUUUUUAUAAUGAAUGGAAAGACGUGGUGGCAGAAAUCUCCCGAAGCGGAUAUCAGAAAAAUCGUAGAGAAACAGAAACAGUUGAGGCCCGAUUCCUGUGCCUAAGCCACGUCAAGGGGCCAGCCAAACCAGGACUCAGAACCAUGCCGCGAGGAGAUUCUGGAUCCAGACACCAUGGAGAGGCCACUGCAUUUCUGGCUGCGAGGAGGUGUAUUCUACAGAAAUGUGUACCUUCUCUUCCCGACCUUGGAUGUACCGAGAACGAGGGCCUCCUCACCCCAGGCUGCCUCUGGUGACAUGGCCUCAUGACCAGUGCAGGAGACUUCGCACAUUUACCCAGAGGGGAAAAAAAAAAUGACAAACGAUGAGAGAUUGACUCAUUUCAUGAAGCACGGAUUGAUUUGUCCAGUCAUUCACUGCAGAGGGAUUAACUGAGCACCUAUUAGGUAGACAACAUCCAAAUACAACGUGGUACUCCCAGAGAAGCCAGGUCUGGGGCCUUCACAGUGGUGGAGGAGAACAGGGCCCCACCAAAUCCCUUUUACCCUUUUCAAGUAGAAAUAUACAAAGAAAUGGA